AUGACCUCUUUAUGGGGACAUUCAAAGGAUGGCCCAGACAGAGCGGAGCAAUCUACUCAAAGCACUGAUCCAGAAGAUGACGAGAAUGCGAGCUUUCAAGAACCAACCGAGCGCACGAGAUUGCUUCAUCCAGAGCCUGACCAUGGAUUCUUAAGCCCAGAUGACCCAGCUGUAUCACCUUACAAUCUAUGGACUGUACGCGCUUUACGCGGACUUUCGCUGGCUGCUUUGGCCAUUAGCUUCGUAUGGUGGACUUUCUUACUAGUUUCCAUCUUCGUCAGUCCUCCGUUGAUGCAUCCUCGGGGAUCAGGCUUCUUCGCCUUUUCAUACACAACAUUAGCAACUGGAUAUUUAGUCCUCGGCUUGCUAUUUUUCUCUGUUCCAUCAAAACCAGUAACUAUUUGUGGCUGUGUUACCACCGUGUUUCUUUUGGUCAAUAUGAUCAUAAUCUUGGCCGUGCCUCGAAUUCGACUUGAAGAAGGCUGGGUUGGUAUCGCGUCCGUCGUUUGGGCAACUGCGAUUGCCUUGUAUCGGAUUAUCCAGAAUCGUGCUGUUGCAUGGGGCAAACGAGAGGAAGAAGAGCGACUGACUGGACGGGAGGAAACACGCCGCUCGUUAAGAGAAUGGUUGGUCGUACUUGUUCAGAUGGUUGUUCUAGUCAUUAUGACUCUUGCGACCAUUCUGUUCACUGCGACAUUGACUCUCCGUUCUGGUGAUGCAUCACUAGAACCUACCGGUCAUCGGUACUCCGUUCAUGGUGAUAUCUAUCAGGUACAUCUCGCUUGCGUCGGAAAUCGUACCGACGAGAACCCGCACGAGCCUACCAUUCUGCUCGAAGGAGAUUAUGGACCUGUUGAGCAUAGCUUGCAACCAUUCGUCAACGACGCGUAUCUGCACGGGGCUAUAAGCCGAUAUUGUUAUUGGGAUCGUCCGGGAAUCGGGUGGUCUGAUAAUGCGCCAUCACCUCAUUCAGCGGGAAUGACGGUAGAUGUUCUCUCCGAAGCGUUGGCUUUGGCAGGCGAGACCGGCCCCUGGGUUGUUUUUUCAGCGGGAAUCGGCAGCCUAUACUCUCGGCUCUUCGCAAGUCGCCAUCUUCUAGAGGUCAGUGGUAUCUUCCUCAUCGACCCGUUACAUGAAGCAUAUCUGGAUGAUGUUGGGAAACCCAAUCGCGGAUUCGUUCUUUGGCUCCGAGGUAUACUUUCGCCUUUGGGUCUGGAUCAACUGGCUGGGGCUUUGGUGCGUGGUCGCUCUCGUGAAGAUCGAGUCAUUGGACGCUCGGCAUAUCAAUCUGGGAAGUUUAUCAAGGCGAAAUUGCAGGAAAAUCUGGUGGCGGUUACCAUGACUGCGGCGGAGGUACAAUCUGCGCGUCAUAUCCAAAUGGGAGACACUCCUGUGGUUGUGGUUAGUUCUGGGCAGGAGAUGCAGAAAGACCCACGCUGGGCUGAAAGACAGGAGGAUCUGUCUCAUAUUACCAAUAAGCUUCUCUCAUGGGAUAUUGUACAUGAUGCUCCUCAUGAGGUAUGGACAGAUACAGAAGGUCGCCAGAUUUUGGAGAGGAGACUUCGGGAUAUUGUGACGGAAAGCCAGCGCGGUGGCUUCAAGUUUGGUCAAUCCUAG
Messenger RNA from Penicillium malachiteum, 1617 nucleotides. Its product is annotated as DUF2417 domain-containing alpha/beta hydrolase. The record is from RefSeq and is a predicted model, not a curated record. NCBI's taxonomy places the organism in Eukaryota, Fungi, Ascomycota, Eurotiomycetes, Eurotiales, Aspergillaceae. Bases 1 to 1617 code for a protein of 538 amino acids. The transcript is spliced from 2 exons.